This is a messenger RNA of Clupea harengus (Atlantic herring), 2686 nucleotides long. RefSeq names its product Nedd4 family interacting protein 1, like (gene ndfip1l). The record is from RefSeq and is a predicted model, not a curated record. Gene Ontology annotation, molecular function: WW domain binding. Gene Ontology annotation, biological process: ubiquitin-dependent protein catabolic process; metal ion transport; vacuolar transport. Lineage: Eukaryota; Metazoa; Chordata; Actinopteri; Clupeiformes; Clupeidae. Gene Ontology annotation, cellular component: endoplasmic reticulum; perinuclear region of cytoplasm; Golgi apparatus.
UUAGCAAUUCUCUGCUGCUGUUGAGCAAACAAACUUGGCGUUUUCUUGCAGAAAUGCAUCUCUAGUUUGUAUGUCGAUUAAUUGUUUUAACGAAUGUCGAAUAAUACCAGUAGCCUGUGUUGUAUGCCCACGCCCAGUGGAUGUUUCAUCGACAAACCCAACAGGAUUGACAACCUCUUUGUAGUUCUGUAGUUUCGCCUGUAGGGGGUGAUUGUUUUCCUUCAAUUUGAGUCAGAAGCAAAUGCGUAGGCGGGUCAGCCAGUGGGACAUGAGCGUCUUGUCGUCCCUAAUAUAGUUUAUAUAAUAUUUCGCUGGCAAGUGAUUCGGUCGUACAAGGGAAGUUCUGGCGAUUAACCAACAUAUCUGACGAUGGCAGAGUCAAGCGGAAGAUACCAGCAGCUGCCCAAUGAGGAAGAACCAGAGGAUGCUCCACAGAUUGCCGCAGACGCCCCUCCCCCAUACAGCAGUAUAGCUGCAGACAGUGCAGCCUUCUAUGACUACAAAGAAGAUGGGCCAUUCCCCAAGCCUCCAUCCUACAAUGUGGCCACGACACUGCCAUCCUAUGAUGAGGCAGAGCGUAGCAAGGCCGAAGCCACCGUCCCCUUGGUUGCAGAUCGAAGCCGGGAGCGGCUGACCACUUUUGAUGAUGUAACACGCAGUGCACUGGAGGAUGAUGACUUUGUUACCAGAGAUGAUUUUGAUGAUGCCGACCAAUUGCGGAUAGGGAAUGAUGGCAUCUUCAUGCUGACUUUCUUCAUGGCAUUCCUCUUCAACUGGAUUGGCUUCUUCCUCUCCUUCUGCCUCACCACCUCGGCAGCUGGCCGCUAUGGCGCCAUAUCUGGGUUUGGCCUCUCGCUUAUCAAAUGGAUUCUGAUCGUCAGGUUCUCCACGUAUUUCCCAGGCUACUUUGAUGGCCAGUACUGGCUGUGGUGGGUGUUCCUGGUUCUUGGGUUCCUGCUCUUCCUCAGAGGGUUCAUCAAUUACGCAAAAAUCCGCAAAAUGGCCGACACUUUCUCCCCCCUCCCUCGCACCAGAGUCCUUUUCAUCUAUUAACGCUGCAGGUUGGCAUCAAACACAAAGCUCCCAGCAGCCUUCAGUGAGACUUGUAUGCUUAAGAACAGCUUUUAAACAGCUCUGGAAAAAGAAAAAAAAAACAUGACGAAAAAAAAAAAAAAUCAAGUUCCACUCUGUAAUCUGCCCAUAGAACUCCAUCCCUGCUGGAGGGAGAAGUUCUGCUCGGGAGCUCGCCGUUUCCAUGGGAAUAAGAUGAUCCUCUUUCUAUGUUUCUAGAUGUAAACCAGUGAAUGCUGACAACUCUGUAACUCAUUCAAUCAUUAGUUGUUAACAUCAAGUGCUAUUUGCUAUCAAGUCUGUGAGGUUAAAAAAAAAAAUCAAUAUGAAAAGAAAAUAAUGCCUUAUGUAUGAUCUGUUUGUAGUCCUGGCAUGCACUUUGCCCUUGUUAACCAUUAGGGGGCAGUAUUGUUUUGAUUAAUUUUCUUUCCCCUCAUGUAUUGUGGUACACUGCUAACAUGGAGGUGGGAUCACAGUAAGCGAUUUCUCGGGGGCAACAUGAGACAAAUUUAAAAUGUUUAGCAGUGCUGUGCUCUUUCUCUCUGUACAUGACUUUUAUGUUGUCAUCUGAAACUGUUACUUGCAUUGAGGUUACUAAAACCGUAAAGAAUUUGCCCAUUGUUGAAUGAGCACAAGUUAAUUAAUGUCUGAAAGUGUAACUUUGCCAAGCAAGUGGUUGAGACAUCCCUUGGCCAUUCCUCUGUGUGUAUGGAGCUUCACAUUCGUUUGCUAUUGAUUACUCUUUCCAGGCUAUUGAUGACUGUUUCCAGGCUUAAGGGUCUUCUAUGAUUUGACUUUAGGGGCAGUGAAGGGGGCUGGAGGAAAGCCAGUAGUAGAACAUGUGACUGGCAUAAGACAGAAGCUUUUACCAGAUGUAGUUUACAUGAUUGGUUUCUGUCAGUGCUAAGUUGUUGUACAUGCCAUGUCAAGGCUUUUGUUAGUAGAUAAUAUCAUGAUGAAUUUUGACUGAUGGGGUUGAUAAUAAUUGAUUGUUGAUAAUAAACUAACUUUGAUCGAACAUGUUUUUGCAAUACAUGCCCCCCCCCCCCCCCCCAAGUAUUUUAAACAAGCUUCACAACUUACUUAAUGUUAGUGUUUUCAGGUGUUCUGCUGGUUGAGCAGACGUUGGCAGACUAAUGUGAAAAGAAGUUGGCCCGGAGGGGUUAGGGUUGGGUUGAGUUGAGUUGUGGGUAUGAUCAUGCUCAUUGAGAGCAGGGAUGACCUUUUGAAAAAGGAGUUGAAGUCACCGUGAUGUUCCUCAGAGAACUCUCCCGAGGCGGUCUGAAGUGGACAGGCAGCAUCCCAUCGCUGCUUUCUAGCCCCACCUCAUCUAAUCUAUCGAAGCACAUGCAGAAUGUCCUCCCUCUCCCCUUCGCCCCAUCUCUAGCCUUCAGCACAGACACCUGAGGGCAUCCCGCCGCCGCAACGACAGCCGCCAAACUGAGCAUGCUUUACUGUGACUGUCGUGUGCCCCCACCCUUCUUCUUCCUCUGUGUCCCUGGACCGACUCGGAAGAGGACCCAGGGCUGCGGACGUGCAGGAGCUCACAGAUACAUACAUGUUAGACAACUGUAAAUACCAUGUUGAUGCAACUAAAGAUCAAUUGUGUUGCCAA